Molecule: messenger RNA, 2322 nt
Organism: Gossypium raimondii (Peruvian cotton)
Lineage: Eukaryota; Viridiplantae; Streptophyta; Magnoliopsida; Malvales; Malvaceae
Product: serine/threonine-protein kinase D6PK
Exons: 3
Coding region: 449-2212 (587 amino acids)
Biological process (GO): protein phosphorylation
Cellular component (GO): cytoplasm; nucleus; plasma membrane
Molecular function (GO): protein serine/threonine kinase activity; ATP binding
Source: RefSeq, a predicted model, not a curated record
AUACAUGCAUUUGGAAGUUUUACUUGAGCUUUGACCCAUCUUUUCUCUCUACUUUCAUGGUAGAUCCAACAUUUCUCUCACAAACAAAAGCUCCUCUGUUUAUUAUCUCUCUACAGUGUUUAGUAAGUGAAUGAGAGAAGAGAAAGUUGGUUCCUUUUUUGCUCCACUUCUAAAGCAAUGGCCUUCCAGCGUUCUUCUGAUCUAAUCUUUGAAACUCUCUCUGGUGUUAGUUUUCUGUUCUUUUAAUUGUGCAAAUCAGUUUUAGAUGAUGGAGAAGAAGAUGGAAGUAACUAGGGUCGCCUGUGGAGGGAACUUUUUGUUGAUGAUCGGGGGAGCGUAAUGGGUUUCUGUGGUCCAAUCUAUGUAACAAGUUUGCUUUAUUUUGACGGGCUCGAAAUCUGGUGUUGGAGCUUCCCCGGGAAAGCAGAGGAAACCAUCUGGUAGCCAAAUGGCCACCAAAGGUGAUUCUAUUCGGCCUUCACCUAUACAAAUCUCAAAGACAAGCAAAUUGGUGACAGUUACACCAAAGACAGUACCAAAGGGUACACAGCAAGUUGCAUCCGAGCAAGAUUGUGUUGGAAUGAUAGAUGAAAUAAAGGGUUCGAAAACGUAUAAAUUAGGGGCCGUUGAUUUGUUGACAAAGAAAGUAGAUUUGGGUCUAUCCUUGAGUCAUCCGAAAGAAGUUCCCAGUCAUGUUGGUUCUGAAGUGUGUCAGGAUGGUGGACUACCAGAAGGUUCUGGUGAAGAAGAAAAGAAAGCAUCUGAACAUGGAAUUAGUUCAGCUUCGGCUAAAUCGAGCGAUGGGGCCACUGGCCUUGUCAAGACUAGUGGAAGUGCUAAAGUUGGUGAUCAUCCUGAUUAUACUGAGAGUGGUAAGAGCAGUAUGUGUAGAGGUAGCACAAGCAGUGAUGUAAGCAAUGAAAGUUCGUAUAGCAGCUUAAGUAGCCGAAUCAACAGACCUAAUAAGACAAACGAUAUAAGGUGGGAAGCUAUACAAGCUGUCCAAGGAAAAGACGGCGUAUUGGGUUUGAACCAUUUCCGAUUAUUGAAGAGAUUGGGUUGUGGGGAUAUUGGAAGUGUAUACCUUUCAGAAUUAAGUGGAACAAGGUGUUACUUUGCAAUGAAGGUGAUGGACAAAGCAUCUUUAGCAAGUCGUAAGAAACUACUUCGAGCUCAAACCGAGCGAGAAAUACUACAAUCCCUGGACCAUCCUUUCCUUCCAACAUUGUAUACCCAUUUCGAGACUGAUAAAUUUUCAUGUUUAGUUAUGGAGUUCUGCCCUGGCGGUGAUUUGCAUACACUACGACAGAGACAACCAGGAAAGCAUUUUACUGAACAAGCAGUAAAGUUCUAUGUAGCGGAAGUUCUUCUUGCUUUGGAAUAUCUCCACAUGCUUGGUAUUGUUUAUCGUGAUCUCAAGCCGGAAAAUGUCCUUGUUCGAGAAGAUGGACACAUAAUGCUUUCGGACUUUGAUCUUUCCCUCCGUUGUGCUGUCAGCCCGAUACUAGUCAAAUCAUCAUCACACGAGUCAGAACCCUUGAGAAAGAAUCCAGUUUAUUGCGUACAACCAGCUUGCAUUGAGCCCUCAUGCAUUCAGCCAUCAUGUGUGGCUCCUACAACAUGUUUUUCACCUCGUUUCUUUUCAUCAAAAUCCAAAAAGGACCGAAAACCCAAGAAUGAAAUGGGGAAACAAGUCAGUCCAUUGCCUGAGCUUAUUGCCGAGCCAACCAAUGCGCGGUCCAUGUCGUUUGUGGGAACCCACGAGUACUUGGCACCUGAAAUUAUCAAAGGUGAGGGACAUGGCAGUGCAGUUGAUUGGUGGACCUUUGGGAUCUUCUUGUACGAACUAUUGUUUGGUAAAACUCCUUUCAAAGGGUCUGGGAACCGGGCAACACUCUUCAACGUUGUAGGGCAGCCCCUGAGAUUUCCUGAAUCACCCGUCGUAAGCUUUUCAGCCAGAGAUUUGAUAAGGGGCUUGCUAGUCAAAGAGCCACAGCAGAGAUUGGCGUACAAGCGAGGUGCAACGGAGAUUAAGCAACAUCCUUUCUUUGAAGGUGUAAACUGGGCUUUAAUCCGUUGCGCGAGUCCGCCAGAGGUUCCAAAACCAGUUGAGGUUGAGCGGAUUCCAGCUCCAACAUCAUCAGCUGGUAGUAAACCUGCUGUUCCUGCAACCAAAGAUCAAAAUAACUAUCUGGAAUUUGAUUUCUUUUAAAUUAUUCUCAGAACCAUUUUCCUGUUUGUUUUUUUCUUUUUCCAUUUCAGAAAUGUAGAAUUCAUGAAAUGUUGAUGAUGAUAUUAUAAAAAGAAGAUCAGCCAUUGAAA